Molecule: messenger RNA, 1325 nt
Organism: Rhodamnia argentea
Lineage: Eukaryota; Viridiplantae; Streptophyta; Magnoliopsida; Myrtales; Myrtaceae
Product: protein FAR1-RELATED SEQUENCE 5-like
Exons: 2
Coding region: 132-929 (265 amino acids)
Biological process (GO): regulation of DNA-templated transcription
Source: RefSeq, a predicted model, not a curated record
UGAUGAUGGCCCAAGGCCUCACACAUAGACAGUAGCAUGACUUGUCUAGUGUAUAGGUUGGGGGAAGAGAAAAUGUUGGUUAUACAAGGGUUGAUCUAAAAAAUUAUCUUCACACUAAAUGAGAGAGAGACAUGGAGUUUGGAGACGUAGGAUGUUUAUUGAGGUACUUCGAGAAACGACAGAUCUUAGACACAUCUUUCUUCUAUGCUGUUCAACUUGACAAGAAUGAGCAAAUAACAAACAUAUUUUGGGCAGAUUUUAGGAUGGUUAUUGAUUAUACCCUUUUUGGUGAUGUUGUGACUUUUGACACCACAUUUUCCACCAACAAAGAGUAUAGGCCACUCGGUGUCUUUAUUGGAUUCAAUCACCAUAGAGAGCUUGUGAUUUUUGGGGCUGCACUUUUAUAUGAUGAAACUGCAGAUUCAUUCAAAUGGCUUUUUGAAACAUUCUUGGGGGCACACAAAUAUAAGAGGCCUGCAAUAAUUUUUACUGAUCAAGAUGCAGCAAUGUCGAAGGCAUUAGAAGAGGUGAUUCCCGAGACAAGACAUGGAUUUUGUACAUGGCAUCUAAUGCAAAAUGCCAUAAAAAAUGUUGGUCAUUUAAUGAAGAGUGGAUCUUAUUUUUUGACUGAUUUGAAGAAGCUUGUGUACGAAUAUGUAGAAGUGAAAAAAUUUGAAGAGGCUUGGGACUCAUUACUUUCAACAUAUCAAGCCAGUGACAAUUCUUGGCUCCAAAAUCUGUAUAGGUUGAAAGAGAAGUGGGCUAGAUGUUAUAUGAAAUCUACAGUGACCUUGGGGAUACGUAGUACACAGUUGAGUGAGAGUUUGAAUGGAGAUCCGAAAGAUUAUCUUACAUUUAAUAUAAAUCUAAAUGGAUUUUUUAAGAGAUUUGAUAAAGUGGUGAAUGAUAAGCGGUACAAAGAGUUAUAGGCUGAGUUUAAUGCUAGAGAGAAAUUGCCUACGAUUUUGUGUCAGACAUCACCAAUGUUGCAACAAGCGGGUAAAGUCUAUACACCUUCGAUGUUUGAAAAUUUUCAGGCAGAAUGGAUGAAAAUUUUAUCCCUGGUUAUCAAGGAAUGUAAUGAGAUGGGUCUCUUGCGUCAAUAAGUUGUUGGUUCAUUUGGUACAAAUGAAUUAGAGUACAAGGUCAUUGGUGGCCCAAGCAAUGAAGUGGUUAAUUGUGCUUGUAAUCAUUUUGAGACCGUUGGGAUUUUAUGUUGCCAUGCGUUGAAGGUGCUUGAUAACUUGGACAUAAAGUUAAUUCCUAAUGCUUAUAUUUUGAAGAGAUGGACACGUAAAGUAAGAGAUUGAAUACUAGAGAAGCAU